GCAAGCACCCAAACAUAUGUUCUAAAAAGAGGUGGAAACAAACACAAGAAAAGCAAAAGAGCUAGAAUCUGGUGUUUGCAGUGAGAUCCAACAAGAGAUGGAUUUUGAUUCAUCUUUGUUCCAGUACCAAAGCCUUGUAAAUUCUUCUUUGUGUGCAGAACCAUUCCACUGGGAGGAGUUUUUUGUGUUCAAUGAAGAAAACAGCAGCAAUAUUCCCCUCACCUUGAAUGAGCAGUCACAAAUGAAGGAAUCAUCCUCAUCAGAUUAUUCAAACUGUUCAGGUUGUUUGAUGAGCAGUGAUCAGUCACAGGUGGAAGUGUCCUCCAAUGUAAGUGAUGCAGGUGAAGGGAAAGUGGUGAAAGAAGUAGAAGUCCCAAAGGAGAAAAGACCCUUCAGGGGAGUGAGGAGAAGGCCAUGGGGGAAGUUUGCUGCAGAGAUAAGAGACUCCACAAGAAAUGGUGUUAGAGUGUGGAUAGGCACAUUUGACACAGCAGAGGCUGCAGCACUGGCGUAUGACCAAGCAGCUUUCUCCACCAGAGGUUCCAUGGCAGUGCUGAACUUCCCAGAAGAAGUUGUGAGAGAAUCACUCAAAGACAUGCCCAACAACCCAUGGGAAGAUGGUUCCUCACCAGUGUUGGCACUCAAGAAGAAACACACCAUGAGAAGAAAUUCCAAACCCACAAACAAAAAACCCAAAAGGGACCACCACCAUGGAAAUGUGCUUUCCCAGAAUGUCUUGGUGCUCGAGGAUUUGGGCUCUGACUACUUGGAACAGCUUCUCAGCUUGACUUCUUCUUCUUCUGCUGAUCAUGUGUUUUGCUAGUUAAGUCUUAGUUUCAAUUUUCUUAAUUAACGUUAAUUCUUUCAUGACUUUGUUGCUACUAGAUUUGUUGUCGUUGGCAUUCGGAUUCGGUCGCCACUUCUCAUCUUCUCUCUCUUCGUGAUUUGCUUUUUCCGAUGAUCCUCUCAUAAAGUAAUGAGAGCGAAUAAAAUAGAGUCCAAUUGUAUAAACAAAUGACAUCAAGGAAAAAAUUAUUCAAACAAUUUUCAUCUUCAAA
This is a messenger RNA of Vigna unguiculata (cowpea), 1058 nucleotides long. RefSeq names its product ethylene-response factor C3 pseudogene. NCBI's taxonomy places the organism in Eukaryota, Viridiplantae, Streptophyta, Magnoliopsida, Fabales, Fabaceae. The record is from RefSeq and is a predicted model, not a curated record.